Messenger RNA from Oncorhynchus kisutch (coho salmon), 2640 nucleotides. RefSeq names its product tumor necrosis factor receptor superfamily, member 18 (gene tnfrsf18). Gene Ontology annotation, cellular component: external side of plasma membrane; CD40 receptor complex; plasma membrane. Gene Ontology annotation, molecular function: protein binding; tumor necrosis factor receptor activity. The transcript has 7 exons. The record is from RefSeq and is a predicted model, not a curated record. The coding region runs from base 9 to 794 and encodes 261 amino acids. Gene Ontology annotation, biological process: immune response-regulating cell surface receptor signaling pathway; negative regulation of apoptotic process; positive regulation of cell adhesion. Lineage: Eukaryota; Metazoa; Chordata; Actinopteri; Salmoniformes; Salmonidae.
UUAACAUUAUGGACACUCAAUACAUACAGAUGACAGGUCUUCUGUGUUUUUGGACUAUGGGUUUAGCAGCGGAUCUACGAUGCAAUGAUAUGUAUGAAAAAGAUGGCAGAUGUUGUGAACUUUGUCCACCAGGCACAUUUUUGAAGAAGCACUGCACCACUCAUGCCAAAACCGACUGUGGUGACUGCCCAGAGGACUCCUACUCUGAGUUCAGUGACCGCGUAGAGAACUGUCAACCAUGCCUCAAAUGCCAACAGGUCUAUGCAAGAGCAUGCACCUCAACCGCAAACGCAAACUGUUUGUGUGGCUCUGGUUUCCUGUGCUCAGACCAUGUCUGCUCAAAUUGUGAAAAGGAAAAGAAAUGCCGCAAGGGAGAGGAACUGAAGAGAACAGGUUCCAGGGAAUACACUUGGAAAUGUGUCCCAUGUCCUAAUAACACAUACUCUGACACCGAACAGGGUCACUGCAAACCAUUGACACAGUGUGAUACACAUGGAUUUAUUGUGAUCUUCCCUGGGAACAAGACCCAUAACUCAAAAUGUGGUAUACAUGAGCAAGGAAACAAAGAGUACGGGCAUUACAUUCUGGCCAUUGGCUUCUUCUUCUUUGCUGUCGUCCUCUUGGUGUUCCUCACUUAUGCCUGCAUCAGGAGAAUCAGGCACAAGCCUAACGCUAAUAUACAUGGCUUCCCACUGUCAAAAGAGGAGAGUGGAAGCCAGCUCAUCCAGCAGGCUGAAACCAAGGACAAUGCCAGCCAGAUUCUGCUGUCCAUGGCGAGCAUCUCCACUGUGUGAUAUCUUACAUCUGCUUGCAGGAGUGCUUUGACUUCAGGGUAGCAUGUCAGCUAGUCCUGAAUGACCAAAUGCUACUUCUACAAUUUGUUUUGCAGUUAGCCUGCUAUAAUUUCCUUGUCUUUUGUAAUCUUGUUUGUUGCUAUUUCGUGUAUUUGUGCAGUCUUUCAUCAAUACUAAGUAUUAUUUUAUAUAGCUUUCUUACUUUUUUGCACAAUUAAUACUGUUUUUACUCUUUCUAAAGAAUCCCAACAUUUUUCUUUUUUUAUUUAACCUUUAUUUUUACAGGUUUUUUCACAUUAAGAUAAAAAUCUAUUUUUCAAGAGAGACCUGGUCCAACAGCUACAGGGGGGACAAAGUUUCAGGCAAAACAUCUUACAACAUUUAACAAAACAUUAAACACACAUACAGUAACACAAUUACAUAUUACAUAAAAAAACACAAAUGUCAUAACUAAAAAACAGCUGUCCUAACGACAAUUACACUUUAUGAUAUUUACAUCGACCAAGUGUUUAAACUCCACCAACGUGACUAGAUCAUCUCAUUUUAAAAUGUUCAGGAGAUAAUUCCAGGACAACGGAGGUGAGUAACUAAAAUGAUUUCGACCAUGACCUGUUCUAAUUCUUGGUACUGCAAGAAAGCAAAUGAGAAUAGGACCGUAAUCUAUAUUUAUUUACUGACCUGAUUAAAAAAGAACAGAGAUAGUGACAUUAUACCCAAUAUGGCCUUUUAAAUCAGUGUAUACCUGUGUUUAAGACUACGCAAGGUCAAUGACGACCUGCCAACGGCGCAGUAGAGAUCACAAUGACAUGCUAGACAUUUUUGAUUGGUAAUGAACCUGAGGGCCUCAUGAUAUGCUGAAUGAAGUGCUCUCAGGGUAGUAGUUGAGGCCUGUAUAUAUACACAGUACCAGUCAAAAGUUUGGACACACCAACUCAUUCAAAGGUUUUUCUUUACUUUUCUAUUUUCAACAUUGUGGAAUAAAAGUGAAGACAUCAAAUCUAUGAAAUAACACAUAUGGAAUCAUGUAGUAUCCAAAAAAGUGUUAAACAAAUCAAAAUAUAUUUUAUAAAUUAGAUUCUUCAAAGCAGUCAGCUGUGUGCUAAGGGUUGUUGUCCUGUUGGAAGGUUAACUUUCGCCCCAGUCUGGUGUCCUGAGCGCUCUGGAGAAGGUUUUCAUCAAGGAUCUCUCUGUAUUUUGCUCCCUUCAUCUUUCCCUCAAUCCUGACUAGAAUUCAAGUCCCUGCAGCUGAAAAAUAUCCCCAUAGCAUGAUGCUGCCACCACCAUGCUGCACUGUAGGGAAGGUGCCAGGUUUCCUCCAGACAUAACACUUGGCCAAAGAGUUCAAUCUUGGUUUCAUCAGACCAGAUAAUCUUGUUUCUCAUAGUCAGUCCUUUAGGUGACUUCUGGCAAAUUCCAAGCGGGCUGUCAUGUGCCUUUUACUGAGGAGUGGCUUCCGUCUGGACACUGUCUUGACGUCUGUCUUAAAGGCUCUAUCAUCUCUACAGAGGAGCUCUGUAGCUCUGUCAGAGUGACCGUCGGGAUCAGACCAUUUCUUACCUGAAUAUGUUACUUUACUUUGAUUUGUCUUUCCUUCCAGGUUACCCAUUUGGUCAUUUUGUAAAUAUAUAUUAUUUUCUGGAACCAUUACAUGUACCCAUCUCAUUGUUAUUUAAUUAUUAGAGAUAUAUAUAUUUUUUAAAUAGCACCCGCCAUAGGUCAUGUCCGCAAUGGUCAUGUGAGAUGAAAUGUCUAUUUUGGGAUGUGAACACUCAGUGUGUUGAACCUGAUGAAGAUCUGUUUCGAAUCGAAAUGUUGUCAAUAAAACAGUGAAUUGGGAGCUUUAACA